UAUCUAUCUCUCCCGGUCGAGCUGUAGCACACACCUUCUCAAUUCAUCGCAUCCACUUUCCUGCAAACCGCAAACCGCUACCUCCCAAAUUCCCCCCCAAUUGACACUUGACACCACAUCCCUGUAACGAUCACGAUCCAUUCCAUGGCUCCGUUAUGACGACUGCCUAAGCCUUGUUUCACGCGUUAAAUUUGACUACUCCUAUAAUAUAGCCGCACACCCCUUCCACAGCGAGCUUAGUGCGAAUUUGUGCAUUAGAUUACUCUGUAGUCUGUACAUAAACUAGGUACGUAGGCAAGGCAAGGCAGCUCGUAUCACGUUGGCAGGAUCAUCGGAUAUCUCGUUUACAGCCUCAACACUUGACGUACUUCAACUCAUCGACCUAGCAAUGCCGCUGCGAGGCGCCGUGCUGCUCCUUGUCGUCGUCGUGCUGUGCUGCUCCACGCUCCGCCGCGCCGCGUCCGACCUCGCGGCGGACCAGGCGGCGCUGCUCGCGUUCCGGGCUGCGGUCGGCCCGCGGCUCCCGUGGGACGCGUCGUCCGCGUCCCCCUGCGGCUGGCGCGGCGUCGUGUGCGACAACGACACCGGGAGCCGCGUCGUCGCGCUGCAGCUCCCCGGGGCCGGCCUGAUAGGCGAGGUGCCGCCGGGCACCCUGGGCAACCUGACGGCGUUACGGACGCUCUCCCUCCGCUCCAACGCGCUCUCCGGCGCGAUCCCCGCGGACAUCGGCAACUGCGGGGAGCUCCGGUACCUGUACCUCCACGGCAACAGCCUCGCGGGCGAGAUACCGGAAGGGCUCUUCUCGCUGCGCCUGCUGCUACGGCUCGUCCUCUCCAACAAUCGCAUCACUGGCGGCGUGUCCCUGGAGUUCAACAAGCUCCCGCGGCUCGAGACUCUGUACCUCGAGGACAACGGCCUCAACGGCACCCUCCCGGCCGACCUUGACCUCCCGAAGCUCGCGCUGUUCAACGUGUCGAAUAACAACCAGCUCAACGGCCCAGUGCCCGCGUCGCUCGCCGGAAGGCCGGCCAGCGCCUUUAGCGGGACAGGGCUCUGUGGCGCCCCUCUAAGCCCGUGCCCGAGUCCUCCUCUGCCGCCGCCGUCGCAAUCGCCGCCUCCGGCACCUGCAGCUCAGGGCAGCAAGAACAGCAAGCUCUCCGUUGCUGCGAUCGCUGGCAUCUCUGCGGGCGCCGGCGCGGCGCUCUUGGUGCUGGUGCUCGCGGCGAUCUUCCUGCUCUGUUUCCGUCGUCGCAAGACAAAGGCCGACACGUCCACCGAGACCGCGGCCACGGGCGGCGAGGACGCGUCACCGCCAGCGACGGUCUCCGUGGCGAAGAUGAUGGACAAGAGCGACACGACGCAGCGGUCGCGCUCCACCUCGCAGACGAUGGCAGUCAACAACAACGCCAAGAAGCAGCUGGUGUUCGUGGGGAGCGAGCCGGACGCGCCCUACGAGCUGGAGUCGCUGCUGCACGCGUCGGCGGAGGUGCUCGGGAAGGGCUGGCUCGGCACGACCUACCGCGCCACGCUCGAGGGCGGCGUCGCCGUGGUGACCGUCAAGCGGCUCAGGGAGAUGCCUACCCCCGAGAAGGACUUCCGCCGCACCGUGGCGGCGCUGGGCGCGCUCCGGCACGAGAACCUGGUGCCGCUCCGCGCAUACUUCUACAGCAAAGAGGAGAAGCUCCUCGUCUACGACUUCGUCCCGGGCGCCCGAGGCCUCUCCUCCCUCCUCCACGGCCCCAAUGCCGGCCGCGAGCGGCUCGACUUCACGUCACGGGCGCGCAUCGCGCUGUCGUCCGCGCGGGGCGUCGCCUCAAUGCACGGCGCCGGCGCGUCCCACGGCAACAUCAAGUCGUCCAACAUCCUGGUCGCGGACGACGCCGACGUCGCGCGCGCCUACGUGACCGACCACGGCCUCGUCCAGCUCGUGGGCGCGUCCGUGCCGCUGAAGCGCGUCACGGGGUACCGCGCCCCGGAGGUCAAGGACCCGCGCAGGGCGUCGCGGGAGUCCGACGCGUACAGCUUCGGCGUGCUGCUGCUGGAGCUGCUCACGGGGAGAGCGCCCGUGAACUCGGUGCCCGGGAUCGACGGCGUCGAUCUGACACAGUGGGUGCGCACGGUGGUGGAGGAGGAGUGGACGGGGGAGGUGUUCGACGCGAGCAUCGCCAACGAGGCGCACGUGGAGGAGGACAUGGUGCGGCUGCUGCAGCUCGCCAUCGAAUGCACGGAGCAGCGGCCCGAUCGGCGGCCCGCCAUGGCCGAGGUGGCCGCGAGGAUAGAGCAGAUCGUCGAUAGCGCGGUCAGGAAGGCGGACUCGGAUGACUUCCACAGCGUGUCCGCCGGCCAUUCUUCCGCGUAGCCUGAUUCAUUUUUCCGUUCCCAGUUUAUUUUCAACAUGUUCAUAUACUCAUAUAAUUCAUUUUUGAUUAAUUUCACGAGACUUUUUUCCCAUGAAGCCACAGGUUUUGUGAAUUUGUCCCGAAAAGGAUUUGAGGCUAA
Brachypodium distachyon (stiff brome) is the source of this 2499-nucleotide messenger RNA. Its product is annotated as probable inactive receptor kinase RLK902. Gene Ontology annotation, molecular function: protein kinase activity; protein binding; ATP binding. The coding region runs from base 389 to 2359 and encodes 656 amino acids. The record is from RefSeq and is a predicted model, not a curated record. Lineage: Eukaryota; Viridiplantae; Streptophyta; Magnoliopsida; Poales; Poaceae. Gene Ontology annotation, biological process: protein phosphorylation. The transcript has a single exon.